Messenger RNA from Diorhabda sublineata, 3596 nucleotides. RefSeq names its product trypsin-3-like. The record is from RefSeq and is a predicted model, not a curated record. Gene Ontology annotation, molecular function: serine-type endopeptidase activity. Lineage: Eukaryota; Metazoa; Arthropoda; Insecta; Coleoptera; Chrysomelidae. Gene Ontology annotation, biological process: proteolysis. The coding region runs from base 2427 to 3071 and encodes 214 amino acids. The transcript is spliced from 8 exons.
ACAAUUUAGUUAAACAGUAAAUACAGUCCACUACUUAUUGGUUUAUAGUUUAAUGAAGUAAAGGUGAAUAAGAAGAAAGUUUAGUGUUUUAUUUGCCAUUACAAAUGAACUAAAAAAUAACGUAAUCAGGAAUCUCCUUUACAGCCAUUCGUUUUAGCUUUACUUAUAUGUAAAUAGUAAGAAAAGUUAUCACUAUUAGUAAGACGUACUAACUGGGUACCAGAUGAGCAAACUUAGAUGAUGUUUGUGUCACAAAGUAGGUACACUUUGGCAAAUACAGGAAUGAAGUGGAAAUAGCCACGCUGACGCGUUACUAGAUGAUGGUAGUAGGGAUUAGUACGGUCCCUCAAGCAGAACAGUCUGUCAAUAACAACAAAUCUCCUGGCCAUUCGAUUUAUCUUUAUAUGUGAAUAGUAAUAAAAGUUAUCAUUAUUACUAAGACAUACUAACUGGGUACCAGAUGAGCAAACUUAGAUGAUGUUUGUAGUACACAAAGUAGGUACACUUUGGCAAAUACAGGAAUGAAGUGGAAGUAGCCACGCUGACACGUUACUAGAUGAUGGUAGUAGGGAUUAGUACGGUCCCUCAUCAGAACUUUGUGGUUAUAUUUUUGGCAUAUAAAUAAGUUUAUGUAGUGCAGCAAGUUAGUUUUACAUAAAUAGUCGUGGUGAAAAGAACGAAUUAGUGGAAGUAAUCGCAGAAAUUAUUCAAGUGCUGUUGGUAAAUAAUUGGGUAUUGAAUAGUGUUUAAAUAAAUACGAAAAACGUUACACAAUGUUAAAAUUAGAGGAAACAAUUUAUGUAGAACAAAAACAGAAAGAACAAAAAGUGAUGUUCAGUGAAAGGUAACCAGCAAUGAACAAAAGUUGUACUUAUCGUUUAAUCAAGAGAUUUCUCACAAUAGGGAGCAUUCGUUAUAAUAGACGAAAGAUACAAAAGUUUAUUAUGAAACUGACACAGGUACAGGGCCCUUCACGAAUCGGUAUAUGGGAAAGUACUGCCACUAGUGUUCUGAAAAUUUGCUUGCAAGGGUUUUCGGAAAUGCUCGUUUCAGCUAAAAUAAUUUCAGUUUUCUGAAACUCCCGGUUAUACCGAAAGUGGACCCAAACUUCAUUAUUGGUCGCUCCAGAUAACUGACAAUUAAAAACCAUGAAAAUUUCAGUUUUUUCUAGUUUUUACAAAAACUGUUAAUUUGAUAUAUAUGAAUUUAUUAACGAAAUCCCCUUAAUUUGAAGCGUAGAAUCCAAUGGUAAAGAGAAAAAUGAGGGUUGCCAUUUGAAAAAAUGAAGUUUUCGAAGUUUUUAAAUAGCGAAAUUCGGCGCCAUUUUUUGAACACCCUAUAUGAAUUUGUGUCAAGGUUUUCACAUUUUUUAAAAGCUGUAAGCGUUAUUUGUCCGAAUCCCAAAAAUAUUAGACCUACUUCACUUAAACUUAGAAAUAUAAUUUCUUUAGUGGAGGGUUGCAUGUGUCCAAAAAUUUCGAAAAUGUGAAAUAAUCAAAAAAUGUUGGACCUUAGGCAUACGAUGCUUUAUAUAAAGUUAUAUUGAAAUUUCUCGUAGAUUCCAAAUAUUUAAUAAAAACCGUAGCAUUUUGAUUAAAAUAACGAAGUUUGGGUCCAGUUUCGCUAUAAACCAUAUGCAUGUCGAUUCAGCUGGUCGUGAAGGACCCUGUACAAUAUGCCAAACGUUUGUUUACGAUCGCUUUCAGUUUCUGAAAAACUUAUCCGCUUCUUUUACGUAUUAGUGAUUAUACACUCGUGGAUAACACACUAUUUUUGUAUGAGAAGGGGUAAAAUAGUUUAUCAAGAGCACUUAUUGAAAACGUCAAGAUAUAGAAGGAGUCUUGGUGAAAUCUAACGAUGAUUCUGAGGUUUUUAACUUGUUAUUAUUCAAUUAAUAAUAUCUAAUGUUGAACCAACUAUGAAGUCUUUAUUAGAAUGAAAACUAUACGAGUACCUGACAACUGUUUGAAAAAUUUUAUAAAUGGGCUUAUAUGUUGAUUCUGAACAACUUUUAUCCAGUUUGUCACCUGAAAGACACUGUACUUUACAGAAAAAUAAAUUUUUUGGACAGUUUUCGAGACAUACUAGAUUUUUGAAAUGGUCUUUUGUUAAGCAAACUUGUAAACUUCUGAAAAUACAAAAUAUUUUGUUAAUGACCGCAAUAGGUCGAAACGUCUGAAACUAUCUGUUUUUAAACAAAGUUUCAAUUGAAAGAGACUUAAAAUAAAGAUAACUGAUCAACAAAUCCAUAUAAAAAAGGUCUAAGAAGUAAAAAAUUGAGAAAUUUAUCAGAUAUCAGUAGUACCAAUGACAAGAAAUUGUUUAUAAUAAAUUAAUAAAUAUCUAUACUUGUAAGAUAGCUUAUCGUUCAAAAACUUAUCUAUCAGUGAAUCUUCUGGUAUAUUACAACGAACCCGUUCACAGCGAUGCUAUCAACAUAUUGUGCUGUGCUAGUUCCAAUCAUCAUAGUUUUAAAUUUCCCAUACUUCAUUUCAGCUGAGAACUUAAAAAUUAUUGGAGGCAAUGAAACCACUAUCGAAAAACAUCCGUGGAUGGUAUCCAUCCAAUUUUUGAGUAAUCAUCUUUGUGGAGGUUCCAUAAUCAAUGAGGAUACAAUUAUUACUGCUGCACAUUGUUUCGAUGAAAUCUCUAGUGGGCUAACAAUUGUUAGUGGAAUUACUGAUCUAAGUGAAGCGGAAGCAUCUGUGAGAGUGAUGAGCAUUAUAAUUCAUGAAGAUUACGAUUCUGCUACCAUAGACAGUGACAUAGCAAUUAUGAAAUUAUCUGAAAAUUUGACAUAUUCGGAGAAGAUUCAACCCAUUUUACUUCCAGAGGAGAAUGUUGAAGUGCCUGAUGGUACACUAGCGAUAACUUCGGGAUGGGGUCUGACAUCGGAGGAAGCUUCCGCAACUUCAGAUAUUUUGAUGGAAAUUGAAAUACCUGUUAUUGAUUGGAAUCUGUGUACAAAAUUAUUACCAGUCACUGAAAGGAUGAUGUGUGCAGGAUACGUGAAUGGAGGCCCAGACACUUGUACGCUAUUUUGGACGCUUCGUUUCUCGACAAUCAUCUAAGGAGUAAGAUACUUGAUACGAAGACUCCAUUUACCAUCGUGAAAUUUUGAUAAGCUUCACCAAAUUGUUGUGGAAGACCAUUGAAUCGAGAUUAGAGAGAUAGAAGAGGCUACAUACUGACUGAUUAAUUAUACAUGCUUACGGCAUGACCAAAAGCGCAAAAGGCAACAGAUUGCAAAGGGAGAAUUGGAUAACACCCACCGUAUUUACCAUACCUAGUCCCUAGCAAAUUUUGCUUAUUUCAGUGAAGCUAGAAACUUGAAAUUCUGUAAUUUUCGUGCGCUCUCCAAGGACUAAUUACGGGUAUUUUAUCAAUGUUCCUGUUCAGGGGUGAAAUUUGUAACCCUUACUUUAUUUCAUACCAAAACUUUUUUAAAGAUGAAAUUUUAUGAAGCAAUAGCUGUAGAGAAAAAAAACAACACCAAAAUUCAUAGUUUUUUUUAAUAAAUUAAGUGGAAAACAGUAAAUAUGUAAAAUAUAAUACGAUUCCUAAUAAAUGAUGGACAUAAUCACCUCUAGCUAAAA